AUGGCUAUUGUCGUCAUAAAGGAGCCGAAUCUGCGCAAACUGCUCGCUGAGCAGCAGCUGCUGCUUUCUACGCUGCCGCAGCCCCCAAGCCCGGUCUCCACGUACCUGACGGCUCCCGUGGCGCCCCUCACCAGCGUGUACCACUCGCGGGGAUGUGUCGAGCUCAUCGAGGAUCAACCCGCGCCGCUGUGCGGGGGCGGAAAGGGCGACGACGAAGACGCAACGAAUCAAAAAAGGUCCUCGUUGCUUUUCGAUCUUCUCAACGCCGCAUCACGGGUGGACCUCGACGUGGAAAAGACACUCUCGCUGACAUGUGACGUGCUCUCCAAGGCCCGUUGCCGGUCGUAUAAACUCACCGACAAUGCACAACAGUUGCUGGGCAGGAUCAUGGAGCUCAGCGCGUGUUUCAAGGGCCUGUCAGAACAGCAAUCAACGACGCCAUCGUCGCCAGAAAAAUAA
Molecule: messenger RNA, 459 nt
Organism: Trypanosoma cruzi
Lineage: Eukaryota; Euglenozoa; Kinetoplastea; Trypanosomatida; Trypanosomatidae
Exons: 1
Coding region: 1-459 (152 amino acids)
Source: RefSeq, a predicted model, not a curated record